Messenger RNA from Cicer arietinum (chickpea), 1928 nucleotides. The record is from RefSeq and is a predicted model, not a curated record. NCBI's taxonomy places the organism in Eukaryota, Viridiplantae, Streptophyta, Magnoliopsida, Fabales, Fabaceae.
UUAAAGGCAUACAUUGCUUGCAAUACUAGUUUAAGUAAUUUUUCUUUCUUUCUCAUGUUAGCUACUGAGCAGGGGAGAAACAUAAUUAGCAACGGUUUAAUUGAAAUUAAGAAGAACAUGGCUGUUAAAGGAGAACAAAGAUCUCUUGAAGAUACACCAACAUGGGCUGUCUCAGUUUGUAGUUUCUUUGUUCUAAUUGUAUCUUUGAUCAUUGAAGCUGGACUCCACAAAUUGACUGAGCAUCUAAAGAAAAAGAAAAGAAUAUCCAUGGGGAAGGCUUUGGCUAAAACUAAAACAGAAAUGAUGAAAUUCGGUUUCGUGUCACUUCUUCUGACAAUAUCGCAAGUGCCAAUAUCCAAAAUCUGUAUCAACAAGGAUGUGGCGAAUUCUUUCCUACCAUGUAAUGAUUCUAUGGAGUCGGAAUAUCAGUUCAUCAAUUAUUGUGAAGCAAAGGGCAAGGUUAGUCUUCUUUCAAGUGAUGGAAUUCUGCAGCUAAAUAUCUUCAUAUCCUUUUUGGCAGUGUUUCAUAUACUUUUUUGCACAUUCACGAUGUGCCUUGGAAAGGCCAAGAUGAGAAGAUGGAAAAAAUGGGAGGACGAGACUCAAACACUCGAAUAUCAGAUAGAUAAUGAUUCAAGAAGAUUCCAGUAUAUAAGUCAAACAUUGGGUGGCAAGCGUCAUUUGAAAUUAUGGAAUAACUAUUCUCCGUUGCUGUGGAUGGUGUGUUUUAUGCGGCAGUUCUAUAAUUCAGUCUCAAAAGAUGAUUACUUUGCUCUACGAAAUGGGUUCAUUGUAGCAAAUAUUUCAAUGGGAAGCAAUUUCAAUUUCAAUUUUAAGAAAUUUCUUUCCCGUACUUUUGACGAAGAUUUUGAGAAGGUCGUUGGAAUCAGAUUUUGGAUAUGGUUUUUCUCCAUACUUCUCAUAUUCCUUAGUGCACAUGAGUUUUAUAACUACUACUGGCUUCCAUUUAUUCCACUUGUGGUUGCUCUCCUUGCGGGGACUAAACUGCAAAUGAUAAUAACGAAUAUGCAUCUUGAUAGUUGCAAGCAAAGCCCAGUGAUCAAAGGAACCAUACUUGUAAGACCAAGUGAUGAAUAUUUCUGGUUUCAUCGACCCGAAUGGCUUCUCCAUAUAAUCAAAUUAAUCCUUAUACAAAAUUCCUUUCAACUUGCAUUUUUCACCUGGACUUGGUAUGAAUUUGGUCCAAGGUCUUGCUUCAAUAGAGAAAAAGCAGACAUUGCCAUAAGGAUUGCAUUGGGUUUAGCUGUACAGCUACUAUGUGGUUAUGUUACUCUGCCCCUUUAUACACUUGUCACUCAGAUGGGGUCUAACAUGAGGAAGGAAAUUUUCACGGAGCGUGUUGUUGAAGGUCUAAAAAGUUGGCAAAAAAAGGCUAAGAGAUCACUUUCGAAAAACAACUCAACUUGUAGCAGACACACAGUUUCAGCUUCUUUACAUUCAAAAGCAAGUGAGAAUUCAGUAAAAGAGUCUUCAGAGAGUAUGCACAAUAAGGUUGAUGAUAAUGAAAACAUGCAAUCAAUAACAGUGGUCACAGGAAGUGGAGAGGAAGAAGAGAUAAAUAUUGCAACUAAUAGUAGUGUUGAGCAAGAGAUGAUAAUACCAACUGAGGAACAUAAUGCUAAGAUCAUCACCAGAGGAAUCUAUGACGGUGAGAUCUCAUUUGGAAGCAGUUGGAAGAAUGUUGGUAGUAGCAGGAGCAUAAGGGAAAUUGUUUCAAUAGCUGAAGAAGAAGAAGAAAAUGAAGAUGAAGAUGUCACUGUCACAAAUUACCACAUUUGAUUUCAUAGGAAUUGGACUUAUAAUAUUUAUUUCAAUAAAAAUAAAACAAAACUGAUUCUUAAGCAAUAAUACUAUCAGCAAUCUAGUAAAUUAAUGAAAGUGAUUUCUAGUUUCCAGCAUUACCAUUA